AUGCGUCUGCCUGCAAUUGUUGGUGCCGUUGGCCUCCUGGGCACGGUAGUCGAAGCUGCUCCUCGGGGUUCCUGGUUCAGUUCUUUCCAGCACCGUCGAGUUGCUCGGUCUCCCGAUGGAAACGCCUACGACCCUCCGAGAUAUACUCCUGCGAACAAAAGCACUCCUAUCAACACUUACACGCCCCCCAGGAACACAACUACACCGACCACUCACUCAACAACUCUUGAGCCAAGGAUCCAGUGCCCUUCCAACUACGUUUUCGUCUCUACUAAGACUGUCGAUGUCACUGUCACCGUUACUGCUUCUUCCGAUGGAUCUUACUACACCACUGCUGUCUGUCAUGACUGCACCAAGACCCUGACCAUCAGCAACACCAUCUACGUGCCUCCUGGCAAGUAUGCUUCAACCAUGCCAUACGGCGAGAAGAACACUGGAUAUCCUUAUCCUGCCAACUCGACCUAUGGGGCGCCUUAUCAGACCAAGAAUGACUAUCCUAACAUGAACUCUACUAUUGGAUACUCUGCCUCUACGCCCACGGGUUACAAAACUCCUGGCCAGAGUGCAGUCUACAGCACUGCCGAUGGCUACGUCUCUCCUCCUAUUUACACUAAGCCGGUCUAUACCAAGCCUGUGUACUCGGACCCUACUUAUGGUAACUCCACUGGCACCCAAUCAGGCUAUGUCCCUCCUGUGUACACCAAGCCUGUCGACACAAGGCCCACCUUGCCUGGCAACUCUUCGACUUAUGAGACGCCCAUUUACACCAAACCAGUCGAUAGCCCCAUCUACACGCCUCCGGCUUAUACCAAGCCAGCCUACUCCCAGCCUAUCAUCCCUGGAAAUUCAUCCACCGUUGACCCUCCUGUUUACACAAAGCCUGUAGAGACUCCUACAUACAUGCCUCCUGUUUACUCUAAGCCGGUCUACUCUCAGCCCAGAAACUCGUCAACGGUUGUGCCACCGGUCAUCUCGACAACCAGUGACGCCGUCUAUACCCUACCAGUCUACACUAAACCCGUCUACACACCGCCUGUCUACACUGAUCCUGCUGCCAGAAGCGAGUCUUCUGAGUCCUCUACUGUUUCCAUCCCUACCAACUCGACGAUCCCUCCUGUACUCUCGACAACAUACCAGGAUACCACCGUUCUUUCCACUGCUGAGAGCACGACCACCAGCGCAGAAACGGAGACACCCGCUGAGACCACCACAUCUGCCACAACCAGCUCAGAGGACCCCCCUGUGAUCCCAAAAACAUCUGAGGACAUUACCAGUACCAUAGAAACAACAACCUGCGAGACCGAAACUGAGACUGAGACUCCCACGACGAGCGCUACCGAGACAUCCUAUCCCACGCCGACUGGAGCCGACUAG
Messenger RNA from Fusarium mangiferae, 1374 nucleotides. RefSeq lists its product as uncharacterized. The record is from RefSeq and is a predicted model, not a curated record. The transcript has 2 exons. The coding region runs from base 1 to 1374 and encodes 457 amino acids. Lineage: Eukaryota; Fungi; Ascomycota; Sordariomycetes; Hypocreales; Nectriaceae.